Hevea brasiliensis (rubber tree) is the source of this 1568-nucleotide messenger RNA. Its product is annotated as DNA excision repair protein ERCC-1. The transcript has 9 exons. NCBI's taxonomy places the organism in Eukaryota, Viridiplantae, Streptophyta, Magnoliopsida, Malpighiales, Euphorbiaceae. The record is from RefSeq and is a predicted model, not a curated record. Gene Ontology annotation, cellular component: nucleus; ERCC4-ERCC1 complex; nucleotide-excision repair factor 1 complex. Gene Ontology annotation, molecular function: single-stranded DNA binding; damaged DNA binding. Bases 66 to 1244 code for a protein of 392 amino acids. Gene Ontology annotation, biological process: meiotic mismatch repair; mitotic recombination; UV-damage excision repair.
UUCUGAAAUCUCCGUCUCCCAUUCAACUGAAUUUUGAAACGGUGAAAGGAAUUAGGGCAAAGGACAUGGAGGAGGGAGAAGAGCAGAACAGAACAACUAACCCUAAGAAGGUGGUGAUUCAAAUACCAUCCUACCAAGAAGUAAUGCAGAGCUCACAGCCAAAGUCGCAAUCUUUAUUUAAGCCAUCACAGACUUUCUCUCAAGCAUUCUCUUUUAUCAAGAACUCUGAAUUCUACACUCCUCCUCCACCUCCUCCUUCCUCCUCUACCUCUCAAUCUGUGCCCGUCUCGGAUGAUGCAAGUGUGCCUUCUCCGUCUCCAUCGCCUGCUGUUGCUUCUUCUUCUCUGCAGAAUGGCCAGAGUCGCAAUGCAAUUCUUGUUAGCCACAGGCAGAAGGGAAAUCCGUUGCUUAAACAUAUCAGAAAUGUAAGAUGGGCUUUUGCAGAUGUGGUUUGUGACUACUUGCUUGGCCAGAAUUCUUGUGCCCUCUAUCUAAGUCUUCGGUAUCAUUUACUGCAUCCUGACUAUCUGUAUUAUCGAAUAAGGGAACUGCAAAAGAACUACAAGCUUCGCAUUGUUCUGUGUCAUGUCGAUGUGGAGGAUGUGGUUAAGCCUUUACUUGAAGUCACUAAAACAGCUCUACUUCAUGAUUGUACACUGCUAUGUGCCUGGAGCUUGGAGGAAUGUGGCCGCUAUUUGGAGACUAUCAAAAUGUAUGAAAACAAGCCUGCAGAUCUUAUUCAGGGCCAAAUGGAUACAGACUAUUUAUCACGGUUAACCCAUGCUCUCACAACUGUUCGACAUGUUAACAAGACUGACGUAGUCACGCUUGGGUCUACCUUCGGGUCUCUUUCCAAUAUCAUGGAUGCAUCCAUGGAAGAUCUAGCUCGUUGCCCUGGCAUAGGAGAGCGCAAGGUAAAACGCUUGUAUGACACUUUUCAUGAACCAUUCAAGCGUGUUGUUUCCAGCCAUCCUGUUGUUCCAGAAACAUCGCCAAAAGACAAUGAACCUUCCUCAGUGAAUGAAGUUACGGAUGUGGAGAAGGAAGGUGAAGACGUAAGCAAACGUAGGAAGAAAGAGCCUGAACUAACAGUCAAAUCAGCCCUGUCUACUGCAUUUGCAAAAUAUGCUGAUAAAUUUGGUAAAAAGAAUGAUAAAUCAUUCGAAGAGAAAGCAGGAGAAACAAGUGUUACUGUGGAAUCAGGAGCUAGCAAGGGGGACUCUGGUGACAUGACUGCGAGUUGAUCCUCUUUUUCCAGCGUUGAUCUAUUCUCAGUUGUGAAUUGUGAGACAGAAAUGUCUCUGAUAUUCUGUUCUCGUCAUGUCAGGGGCAGUUGUGGUACUAGUGGUAUACUAGAUUUCUUCUUCCACAACUUUGUAUUAGUACAUCAGAAGGCUAAAAUGGAUUUUUUAGGCCAAAAUGUAAAUUUAUUUUUACAUAUGUUGAUUGGAAAUACAGUGAUUCUCUAUUCAUCAUUAUCAUAAACAAUUGUAUUAAGCAGUAUUAAGGUAUUCACUUAAUAUUGCUCUUUGAAUGGUACACAAAUAAUUGGAGAGGUUCUUAUAUAA